AUGGAAAGAAUUCAAAUGAAUGAUAUAGGGAUCAAUUUUACACAACUUGGAGAUAUUGAUGAGGAUCCAACAUAUUACAUUGACUUUAGUGAUAAGAAUGAAUAUGACAUGUCUCAUGAAAUGGAAGAGCACAUACAUAAUGACUUAAUUAAUAGUAUGUCAAAUGACAUUCCAUUGACACUGACAAAGAAUAUUGAUAUUUCAAUUGAGGUUGGAAUGAAAUUUUCUGAAAGGAAAGAUCGCAACAAAAACAUCAAUGCAUUCUUUGAUGAUUUUGUUACAUUUGGCACAACCUUGAAAGAAUUUGUGGAGAAAUACAACCAAGCAGUAGAUGCUCGCUACGAGUCAUUGAAAAAGGAAAAUUUUGAAUCCAUGCCCAAAGAAAAGCACUUGCAAUUCAAUAUGUUAUUGGAGGAGCAUGCAACAAGAGUGUAUACACGUGCAAUUUAUGUAAAGUUUGUUAAUGAGCUAUCUCAUAUCCUAAGUUUCUUUAAGGAGAAACUUAAAAUUGAUGGUGAAUGGGUUACCUAUCGAGUUUUUAAUAAGAGAGAUAUAAAAGAUUUAGCAAUAAUUGAGAUAAAGUUGGAAAGUAGAGAAGCUAGGUAUUCGUGUCUUUAUUUUGAGUUCAUAAGAAUCUUAUGUCGGCAUGUUCUUGCUUUUUUUGUUGAAAAUGUUGAGCAGAUACCUGAAUACUUUAUUUUGAGACAUUGGCGCAAGGAAAGAAAUGAUAUGCUAAGUACAGGCAGAGAAAUGUGUUUUCUUAAUAGAGAUGGAUUGGUUCACAACCUUCACCUAAGCUCUAAAUGUUAUAGACUUAUUGAACUUGCACAAAGGUCAGAUGAAACAUUUAAAUUUAUUUCUGAUGGUCUUGAUUCUCUUGCUACAUCUGCUGAAAAGUUUCCAACAUAUGGGGAGAGUAAUCCUCUUGGGGAUACUGACGUUUAG
Gastrolobium bilobum is the source of this 945-nucleotide messenger RNA. RefSeq names its product protein FAR1-RELATED SEQUENCE 5-like. The record is from RefSeq and is a predicted model, not a curated record. Gene Ontology annotation, biological process: regulation of DNA-templated transcription. The transcript has 2 exons. The coding region runs from base 1 to 945 and encodes 314 amino acids. NCBI's taxonomy places the organism in Eukaryota, Viridiplantae, Streptophyta, Magnoliopsida, Fabales, Fabaceae.